UCGCCAUGGGGACGCGUGGGGUAGGCGCUCGUCGUCAGCCGUGCGGGGUCUGGCGCCGUCCGGCCGAGAGCGCUCCGGUGCGAGCCCUGCGGCAGGGGCCGCCGGCUUCUCCUGGGCCCUGUCCCCGCUGCGAUCCCCCGCAGCGAUCCCCCGCAGCGAUCCCCCGCAGCGGCUGUGUGGAGCUGCCUGAGCCCUUCACGUCUGUUUGUGCUGUAGCGCUGCUGCUGCUUGUGCUGCUCGGGCUAGUUCGCGGUGACAGGCGGCAGCGCUGCCUGCGCCCCGCCGCUUCGAGGGUGCAGCGUCUCGGCCAGCGGCCUGCGCUCGUGUGAACGCAGCGGCUCUGGAAGCGCUGAGUGCUCAGGGGAAGGGGGUGGGAAUGGCUGCAAGUCCGUUCCGCGGCUGAGCAGCGGUGUGGCCACCUGCUAGCAAGCCCUGCAGCUGUCCUGUCUGGCAAAGGGAAGGAUAUGUGGAGAGCAAAACCUCCUCAGGAGACAGACUCAGCUUCGUGCGUGCACCUUCUGCUUUUCGUUCUGCUCUGAAGACUGUAGCUGAAUUUGCAUGGAUUUGGAAGUGCAAGGAGUUGCUGCAUCCCCUCAAAGGCAGGCUCAGCAGGCACGGAGGGGCAAGAACUGCCAGGGCUGGAGACCAGACACCAGGGCUGCUCGUGGGCCUCCACCCCCAGGGGUGCCGUGCCUGGAGCUGGGCAGGCUGGGGGAUCCUGAUGGAGAGGAUGGGGACUCUAAUGUGCCAUGGAGUGGAAGCUACCCUCGUACAUACUCCCGAGCCUCAUCUCCACUUGCACAGCAUCACCAGGCUCAACAGCCUGGAGAUGGAGAGGAUUUUACAGCUCCUGAUGAGAAAGCUCUCCUGCAGCAGUGCUACACCAGCAAGCCCUGUGAUGUACAGCACAGUGUAAGGAAAUUGGAAGCUGAGGAGGCUGCUGCAGAGAGGAGGAAACGUGCUGUGGCAGAACAAGUGAUGGCAGAUCACUUAUGCAGAGCUGUUGUAAGUGACCCAGAGCAGUCCACCCCUGCUGAUGUGUGCAAGGACCCUCCUGGGCUGCUGGCACUGGGGACGGCACCGAUGCGCUACAGGAGGAGAACUCUGCACGAAACAAAAGUGAGGACCACGGCAGGGUUAACUGCAGAAAUGCUCUCCAACAAGCUGUGCUUUGGCUGCAGAAUCCUGUCAAGAAAUGGCCAUGAUGCCUGCAGAGAGCUGACUGGAUUCUUCUUCACCUGUGAUGGGUCCCUCACUGUGUAUGAAUUCAGAAAGUUUGGAAAAAACAGCAGUCUGUUUUCUCCCCCCAGAACAACUGCCUUGCCUUUCAUUCAGAAAGGAGUUUAUCAGCAUCAGCGUGGGCAGAGGAAGGGAAAACCUUAUGGCCUCAGGGACUUCUGUGUUGGAGCUAACCUAACUUUCCUGAGUGUUGAGCAUAACCUGCCGGAAAGCUGUAGGCAGAGCCCGGUUCUCACCCUCCGUGUGAUAAGCACUGAUGAAGCAGCUCUGGGUUUUCUGAAAGCUGCUUCUGUGGGAUUCAAGGAAGAGUGUUCUGAGCAAGUGGCUGAUGGCAGCAAAGUUCUCGAGAAGAUUCAAGGGAGGCUCAGAGAGACACUGAGUAAAAGAGGAGUUCGAGUUCUGACAGGCAUAGGAAAGCACUUCCGAGAAGCAGAUGCAAACAGAAGUGGCCUUCUCCCUCGGGCAGCCUUUAAAGAAGCUCUGCAAGUAUUCCACCUGGGAGUGCCUGAAGGGGACCUGGAAGCCUUGUGGCUUGCUCUGGAUGACAGCAAAAGUGAUAAGGUUGACUAUGGAGAUUUCACUCGUGCUGUCUUUGGAGAAAUGAGUGAGCACAGGAAGGCAUUUGUCAGGAAGGCUUACAUGAAACUAGAUCCCAGCAAAACUGGGAGUGUGCCCCUGGUAGACAUCAGGAAAUGUUACUGUGCAAAGAAGCAUCCUCUAGUACUGGCAGGUAAAGCCACAGAUGAAGAGAUCAAAUCUGCAUUCCUAGAAACUUUAGGAGAGUCCUGCAGCAGCCCCACCCAAGUGUCCUAUGCAGAGUUUGAAGCUUACUAUGAAGGAUUAAGUUUUGGAGUCGUGGAUGAUGAUGAUUUUGUUAAUGUGCUAAAGAACUCUUGGGGAGUUUAGAGUGGAAGGCAGGAAAAAAUGAAGAUGAGAUAUUUUUGUAAACAAGGAGUGAGCUAAAUAAGGGAGUCCUGCUGUGCCUUGCUUCAGAGGCAGUGUGGGCUGCACAGCUGAAAGGCUCUCAGAACAGUUCCUGGCACCUUUCUCACUGUCUGCUGCGCUACACUGACCACUUCUGUGAUGGCAAGGGGGGGGUCACUCUUUCUCCUUGCUGAUAAUAAAGGCUGCUGCCCAUCCCCAAUGGUACCAUUUA
Pogoniulus pusillus (Red-fronted tinkerbird) is the source of this 2395-nucleotide messenger RNA. It is a transcript of the gene CAPS2, whose product is annotated as calcyphosine 2. NCBI's taxonomy places the organism in Eukaryota, Metazoa, Chordata, Aves, Piciformes, Lybiidae. The transcript has 17 exons. Bases 559 to 2145 code for a protein of 528 amino acids. The record is from RefSeq and is a predicted model, not a curated record.